This is a messenger RNA of Anisakis simplex (herring worm), 399 nucleotides long. NCBI's taxonomy places the organism in Eukaryota, Metazoa, Nematoda, Chromadorea, Rhabditida, Anisakidae. The record is from the annotation of a GenBank genome assembly.
AUGGCUCGCCCAGCAAAGGCUAAGGCUUCACCAAAGAAGAGCAAAUCAGCUUCACCUGUUAAAAAGCAAAAGCGCCCAAAGAAGAUAGUGAUCCUAAUCGCUACCCUCAAUCAUAUUUGUCAGAUUAAGGAUCCAAACGCACCCAAGCGUGGUAAAUCGGCAUAUAUAUUCUGGUUAUCUGACAAUCGUGCUCGUUUCACUAAACCUGGAGUGUCGGUUGUGGAAGUUACAAAGGCGGCUGCUGUUGAAUGGAAUGUUUUGAAAGAUAAGAGCAAGUGGGAAAAAAUGGCCGCUGAAGAUAAGAAACGCUAUGUGAAGGAAUUGGCAAGUUACAAGGCUGCAGCUGCAGCAGCUACAUCAAGUCCUAAGAAGGCCGGCAAAGGAAGGGGCAAGAAGUGA